Messenger RNA from Plenodomus lingam JN3, 246 nucleotides. RefSeq lists its product as uncharacterized. Gene Ontology annotation, cellular component: nucleus; mitochondrial intermembrane space; cytosol. Gene Ontology annotation, biological process: phospholipid translocation. Lineage: Eukaryota; Fungi; Ascomycota; Dothideomycetes; Pleosporales; Leptosphaeriaceae. Gene Ontology annotation, molecular function: phosphatidic acid transfer activity. The record is from RefSeq and is a predicted model, not a curated record.
AUGUCGGCCUCUUUAGCCCCAGAGUGCAAUGAAAUCAAAGAGCGCUACGAUAACUGCUUCCUGAAGUGGUACAGUGAGAAGUUUCUGAGAGGUACUGCAACUUCCGAUGAAUGCAAACCCUUAUUCGAGCAGUAUGAAAAGUGUCUCUCCCGUGUUCUCAAGGAACGAGGCAUCGACAAGAUGCUCAAAGAGGUUCGCGAAGACAAUAAAGAAAACGAUGCUGAGCAUAUGAAGCCCACUCGAUAG